Molecule: messenger RNA, 1840 nt
Organism: Phymastichus coffea
Lineage: Eukaryota; Metazoa; Arthropoda; Insecta; Hymenoptera; Eulophidae
Gene: eIF2Bgamma
Product: translation initiation factor eIF-2B subunit gamma
Exons: 5
Coding region: 245-1636 (463 amino acids)
Biological process (GO): biosynthetic process; cytoplasmic translational initiation
Cellular component (GO): eukaryotic translation initiation factor 2B complex; guanyl-nucleotide exchange factor complex
Molecular function (GO): translation initiation factor activity; guanyl-nucleotide exchange factor activity
Source: RefSeq, a predicted model, not a curated record
CAAUAAGAUCUUUUAAACACAAUUAUUCAAGAUUCAAUCAUAUUUUUAUUUUAUUCUAAUUUUAUUUGAAUAGUCUAUUUGAAACAAAAUUUUAGGUUACAUUUGUUCUUACUCAUGCAUAUAUGUUUAUACUACUGGUACAAAAAGUAGUAUUUAUUUUUAAGUAUUAUAUUGCAAAUGUAAAUAGAAAUUCAACCAAUUUUAUCGUGAAGUAAAAUAGUUUAUUUAUGUAAAAAUAAAAAUCAUGGUUCAGUGUACAGAGUUUCAAGCAGUUGUUCUUGCUGGAGGAAAAGGUUCUCGUAUGAUUGAUGUGACUGCUGGAAAGCCAAAAUGUUUACUACCAAUAGCAAAUAUGCCAAUGAUAUGGUAUCCUCUUAGGUUGUUGGAACAAUCAGGUUUUACAGAUGCGAUUAUUAUAACAUCUGAAAGUGCUAAAGGAGAUAUUAGUGCUACACUUGAUAAGCUUGGUUUAUCUAUCAAACCAGAAGUUAUUGGAAUACCUGAUGCAGAAGACAUUGGUACUGCAGACUCCAUUAGAUUCAUUCAUGACAAAAUUAGUUCAGAUUUAGUUGUUCUUUCAUCGGAUCUUAUUGCAAAUAUUGAUAUAUCUGACACUAUAAAAAUGUAUAGAAAAAAUAGUGCAAGUAUUACAGCAUUGUUUUUACAAACACCUAAGCCACCUGAAGAUUUUAUGCAACCUGGACCAAAAAGCAAAGACAAACAAGAACGUGAUUUAAUUGGAAUUGAUAAUGAAACUAGUCGCAUGGUGUUCUUAGCAUCAGCUUCUGAUUUUGAAGAAUCUUUAAAAAUGUCAACUAAAUUAAUAAGGAAACACUCAAAUUUUACAAUUCACUCCAAAUUAUUAGAUGCCCACUUGUACAUAAUCAACAAGUGGGUUGUCAAUUUUCUAGUUCAUCACAAGAAGCAUAGUUCAUUAAAGGGAGAAGUUCUACCAUAUGUUGUUAAAAAACAAUUAAACAAACCUAAAACUAUUAUAGAAGAUAAAAAUGCUUCUGUUAUUAAAAUGGAUAUAAAAAAAGAUAUUUUCCGAUUUGUGGAAGAAAAUCCAAUUAUGAUUGCAGAAAAGAAUGCAAAUGAAUUGAUAAGAGAGAUGUCAUCCUUUAAUGAUCACAGUACAGACUUGGAUGAUGCAUAUCAUAAUGAUAUUAUUAGGUGUUAUGCUCACAUUAUCAACGGAAAAUAUGGUCUACGAGCAAAUACAGUACAAACAUACAGCUUAGCAAAUGCAAUGGUGCACGAUUGGUAUGAACUGAAAACAGAAGGAGAUUUAGAAGGUUCAAGUAUCUCCCCAAAUGCUACAGUGAAAAGCACACAAAUUCAAAAUUGUAGAAUUGAUGAAAAUGCAAUUAUUAGUGAAAAAACUUCUUUGAAACAAAGUUAUGUUAGUAAUAAUGUCACCAUUGAGCCAAAAACUCGGAUAUCAAAAAGUAUUAUUAUGAAUAAUGUAACUAUAAAAGAAAAAUGUGUAAUUGAAAAUUGCAUAUUAUGCAAUGGUUGUGUUAUUGAAGAAAAUACUGAGUUAAAAGAUUGUAUAGUUGGAGCACAACACAUAGUAUCAUUAGGUCAUUAUACUCAAGAAGUCUUAACUGAUAUUGAUAGGCUAAUGGAAAUUUAAUAAAAAAUAGGACAUUAGGUAAUUUUGAUAAUAUUAAAACCCUGAAUAUGGUCUAUUGUUCUUGUAUAUAAUUUUAAAUCAACUUACAAGAAUAUAAUUGUGUAAGAAUAUAAUUAUUGUAUCAAAAAUAAAAUUUGUUUUUAAAACAUAAUGAAAAUGAAUAAAUAUUAUUCAUUGUUACAAUAUAAUAAUGAUAAAUUUGAC